AUGUCUGGACCUGCUGGUUCUCCCUUCCACCAGAACUCCACUGGUCCACUACCCAGACCCGCUGGUCCACUGGUCCACUACCCAGACCCGCUGGUCCACUACCCAGACCCGCUGGUCCACUACCCAGACCCGCUGGUCCACUACCCAGACCCGCUGGUCCACUGGUCCACUACCCAGACCCGCUGGUCCACUACCCAGACCCGCUGGCCCACUACCCAGACCCGCUGGUCCACUACCCAGACCCGCUGGUUCACUGACCCGCUGGUCCACUACCCAGACCCGCUGGCCCACUACCCAGACCCACUGGUCCACUACCCAGACCCGCUGGUCCACUACCCAGACCCGCUGGUCCACUGGUCCACUACCCAGACCCACUGGUCCACUACCCAGACCCGCUGGUCCACUACCCAGACCCGCUGGUCCACUGGCCCACUACCCAGACCCGCUGGUCCACUGGCCCACUACCCAGACCCGCUGGCCCACUACCCAGACCCGCUGGUCCACUACCCAGACCCGCUGGUCCACUACCCAGACCCGCUGGUUCACUGGUCCACUACCCAGACCCGCUGGUCCACUACCCAGACCCGCUGGUCCACUACCCAGACCCGCUGGCCCACUACCCAGACCCACUGGUCCACUACCCAGACCCGCUGGUCCACUACCCAGACCCGCUGGUCCACUGGUCCACUACCCAGACCCACUGGUCCACUACCCAGACCCGCUGGUCCACUACCCAGACCCGCUGGUCCACUGGCCCACUACCCAGACCCGCUGGUCCACUGGCCCACUACCCAGACCCGCUGGUCCACUACCCAGACCCGCUGGUCCACUGGUCCACUACCCAGACCCGCUGGUCCACUACCCAGACCCGCUGGUCCACUACCCAGACCCGCUGGCCCACUACCCAGACCCACUGGUCCACUGGCCCACUACCCAGACCCGCUGGUCCACUACCCAGACCCGCUGGUCCACUACCCAGACCCGCUGGUCCACUGGUCCACUACCCAGACCCGCUGGUCCACUACCCAGACCCGCUGGUCCACUGGCCCACUACCCAGACCCACUGGUCCACUACCCAGACCCGCUGGUCCACUACCCAGACCCGCUGGCCCACUGGUCCACUACCCAGACCCGCUGGUCCACUGGUCCACUACCCAGACCCGCUGGUCCACUACCCAGACCCGCUGGCCCACUGGUCCACUACCCAGACCCGCUGGCCCACUGGUCCACUACCCAGACCCGCUGGCCCACUACCCAGACCCGCUGGUCCACUGGUCCACUACCCAGACCCGCUGGGCCACUGGUCCACUAUCCAGACCCGCUGGGCCACUGGCCCACUACCCAGACCCGCUGGCCCACUACCCAGACCUACUGCAGUCCCUGAUGUCUGCUGACUAA
Messenger RNA from Acanthochromis polyacanthus (spiny chromis), 1398 nucleotides. RefSeq lists its product as uncharacterized. The transcript is spliced from 3 exons. The record is from RefSeq and is a predicted model, not a curated record. The coding region runs from base 1 to 1398 and encodes 465 amino acids. Lineage: Eukaryota; Metazoa; Chordata; Actinopteri; Pomacentridae.